GCGGAAUCAGCACAGCAGGAUGUUGUUGAAGACGCAAGAAUUGGGCUCGGCGGCCGUCCCGGCGCCUUUGUCUCCAAUGUUCAAGCAGCCAUUGAUGCAAAACUUGAGCUCCCUUCCGGCCAAAAGUGCUUACGGAUUCCAAUGGUAGAUGCGCCAUUGUUCGGAUCGAUUUGCACUCGACAAGCCCUCGAUGGUAGUUACGUUCACGCGGAUAAUGUAUUACCACCGCGCAAGCAAACGGAUGGACUGGUAAUCUUUUACUGGCGGCAUAUGGAGCCUUUUGAACCGCUUCUUGACUAGGAACGCUUUUUUCACUCCUAUCAAGCCCUGUUCUCGGGAAGUGACGUUGGCUGCGAUGAACGGAUCUUCAUCAGUACUCUGCACGCCAUAUGUGCAAUAUUCACUCAGCUACAGGGAUCUAUCCUACCAGAACAGAGAAAUGAAUCUAGCAGCACAUUCUUUUUGCGUUCAUAUUCUG
Molecule: messenger RNA, 478 nt
Organism: Aspergillus alliaceus
Lineage: Eukaryota; Fungi; Ascomycota; Eurotiomycetes; Eurotiales; Aspergillaceae
Exons: 1
Source: RefSeq, a predicted model, not a curated record